UUUAUUCGUAAAAAAAAAAAAUAGGAAAAGAAAAAAAAAAUGGCACAAUUCAUUCUAUCAUCUUUUCGUGGUCAUUUAACAAAUAAUGCAACGAAAAUUUCAUUUAAAACAUCUUUAUUACGUCCAUUAUUAUUAAAUAAUAAUUUUUCAACAACCACACCAAAUAAUAAUUCUAUACAAAAUAUUACAGUUUAUGGUUCAGGACUUAUGGGAGCUGGGAUAGUUCAAGUAGCAGCACAAAAUGGGUUUAAAGUAACUAUGGUAGAUAUAGAACAAGCAUUUAUUGAAAAAGGAAAAAAGAUAAUUGAUGCAUCAUUAUCUAGAAUAGCAAAAAAACAGUUUAAAGAUGAUGAAAAUUCACAAAAAUCUUUUAUAGAAACUACUUGGUCAAAUAUUAAAACUGAAACUAAUAGUGAAAAAGGUGCAGAAAAUACUGAUUUAAUUAUUGAAGCUAUAGUAGAAAAUUUAGAAACAAAACAAAAUUUAUUUAAAAAAUUAGAUAAAAUAUCUAAACCUAAUACAAUUUUUGCUUCAAAUACAAGUAGUUUACCUAUAUCAGAAAUUUCUAAAAUAACUGAAAGGCAAGAUAAAUUUGCUGGUUUACAUUUUUUUAAUCCUGUACCUCAAAUGAAAUUGGUUGAAAUUAUUAAAAAUGAUCAAACUAGUGAAGAUACUUAUCAAAAAUUAGUUGAUGUUACAAAGAGAAUGAAAAAAACUCCAGUAACUUGUAAAGAUACUCCUGGGUAUGUAUCUGUCCGUCUUGCUGAACGUGGUGAGGCUACUACUGAAGAUAUUGAUACUGCCAUGAAAUUAGGUGCUGGAAUGCCAAUGGGUCCUUUUGAAUUAUCUGAUUUUGUAGGAUUAGAUACUCUUAAAUCUAUUGUGGAUGGAUGGCGUAAAGAUGGAAAAAUUGAUGCUGGCCUUGUCGCUCCCAUUAAAAAGUUGGAUGAUUUAGUCAAAGAAGGCAAACUUGGUAGAAAAAGUGGUGCAGGAUUUUACACAUAUUAGAUCAAUAUGAAAAAAUAUACACUAUUAUUAAUAUUAUAAAUAUUAUUGCUAAAAAAAAAAAAAAAAAUUUUUUUUGGAUAAAAUUAUGACAAUAAAACUCUUAUUAUUAACACAAUUUUAUUACUAUAUGUACAUUUUAAAGUGUUCUUAAUUAAAUAUUUAGUUUGUUUAUUGAAAAUUUUUA
Rhizophagus irregularis DAOM 181602=DAOM 197198 is the source of this 1192-nucleotide messenger RNA. The record is from RefSeq and is a predicted model, not a curated record. NCBI's taxonomy places the organism in Eukaryota, Fungi, Glomeromycota, Glomeromycetes, Glomerales, Glomeraceae.